GUCGCCGCUCGGUGCUAGUGCAAGGCAAAGCAGAGAUCCCAAUCAAGUGAUAGCGCCUCUCCCUAUCUCUCCCUAAAAAUGCAAUCCAGCGAGUCGCUGUCGUCCUCACCCCCGUCUUCCUCACCGCCGGAAUCUCCGCCGCGCUCCCCUCGUACUCCUCCGCUUCACCCCCCCAUCGCCUCUCCCUGUGCCGCUUGUAAGAUUCUCCGGCGCCGGUGCGUCGAGCAAUGCGUCUUGGCCCCAUACUUUCCGCCCUCGGAGCCCCAAAAGUUCAUCACGGCUCACCGAGUUUUCGGUGCCAGCAACAUCAUUAAGCUCCUUCAGGAGCUUCCCGAAUCACAGAGAGCGGAUGCGGUGAGCAGCUUGGUGUACGAAGCAAAUGCGCGGAGCAGGGACCCUGUCUACGGCUGCGCCGGCGCAAUUUUCCAGCUGCAGAAGCAACUGAGCGAGCUUCAGUCGCAGUUGGCGAUGGCGCAGGCCGAGAUCCUCAACAUGCAGACGCAGCAGGCCAACUUUGCGGCCCUCAUCUGCAUGGAGAUGGCGCAGUCCCAGCCGCCAAUUUCACAGCCAAGCGAUACAUUUUCCGGUGACAGCAGUCCUCGCAGCUACCAACUUCAGUUUCAGCAGGGAAACGGCGGAUUCUUUGAUGAUGCUGCUGGGGGAGCAAUCUGGGAGCCCCUUUGGACAUGAUCGAGCGAUCGAGCCCUCUGGGCUCUUCUCAAACUUCUGAUUAAUUCCGUAGCUAGAUUAAUUAAGGAAAAUUAAAGCAAAUGCAAAGCUAGGUUAUAAAUUAUAUUCUAGGAAAAUUUGAAGGGAUAGCUGAUCCACUAAAAUAAAAUUACCGGAUAAGUGAUUCAUGGCGUUGUGUAUAUCUAAGACUGAAAAAAGUUUUGAAAUUUGUAUUUUCCUUCCUUGGUUGCAAUCAUGGAGAUUUGAGGAGCAAUAUGAAAAGUGAGGAGGGUCUUAUUCUAGUGUAACGGUCAACUUUAUACUAAUUAUUGAUCUUCUUUUUA
This is a messenger RNA of Nymphaea colorata (pocket water lily), 1013 nucleotides long. RefSeq names its product LOB domain-containing protein 1-like. The transcript is spliced from 2 exons. The record is from RefSeq and is a predicted model, not a curated record. The coding region runs from base 79 to 690 and encodes 203 amino acids. NCBI's taxonomy places the organism in Eukaryota, Viridiplantae, Streptophyta, Magnoliopsida, Nymphaeales, Nymphaeaceae.